This is a messenger RNA of Perca flavescens (yellow perch), 2106 nucleotides long. RefSeq lists its product as uncharacterized. Gene Ontology annotation, molecular function: protein binding. The coding region runs from base 397 to 2034 and encodes 545 amino acids. Lineage: Eukaryota; Metazoa; Chordata; Actinopteri; Perciformes; Percidae. The record is from RefSeq and is a predicted model, not a curated record. The transcript has 2 exons.
CCGUGUUGUUAUCCAAGGUAGGAUAAAGUCAGUAGUAAAACACAUAGUUUUUCUUUUUUAAACAUACUAUAAUAAUUUUGCCCGGAUUUGUGAACGCCGAGUCCGUGACGUCUUCGUAAGGAUGUCCAAUCAGUCUGGUUACAGCCUUUCCAAAGCAUCCUCAUCAAAACGUCUUCCUAAUAUGCUGCUUCAAGACGUAUUCACAAGAUGUAGGCGGGACUUCCAAAGGGGGAUGCCUUCCUAUAAAUUGCCCUGCAACUCAACAAGCACAGUCCUGGAGGAGUUUCAAUGCUAUUCAAUCUACAGCAGAAGAAAGCUUAGCAGACGGACCAGAAUCUGUUGGAUAUUGCCGCAGUGGACCGAGGGCAGUGACAAAAAAGGCUUCUACAGUCAAAAAUGGAAUCUGCCAGAGUGUGGAGGAACCCAGUGUGCUGCCUGAUCUGCAAGACUUCCCAGGACCAGCUCUCCACCCACCUGGCCCGGGUCUGCAUGAAGGACUGUAACCCAGAGGAGCGCAAUGCUGAGUUACAGCGAGCCAAGGAGUCCCAGCUGCAGUGGGCAAGGAAAGCUCGCAUUUGGGAUUACGCUGACUUAUCUGCCAUAGUGCAGGACGACCCAACCUGCAGGACGCUGACAAAGACAUUGCUGCAACGUGGGUUUCUGGUCACCAACGUGCCGCUGCCCGCUGCAACGGCGACGAGUGGCUCGGCCGAGGAACCGGGGACCAGUUCUACAAGGCAGUCCCUCUCCUCCACUGGAAAGUGCAGCCUGCUGAAUAGCUUCAAGGCCACCGCUGACGACACCUGUUGCAGGCUCCAGCGGGGUGAGACCGUGGAUGAGGGUAGGUUGGCAGACCUGAGGAACUUCUGCAUCGCAUUCUUGGUGCUGGAGCUGCGGAAGACAACCCGGCAGGUCAGGGAGCUGACCGUGCACGAGUGGUUUGGGCGAGCAAGGGUCAACCAGGGUGCGGUUGUAAAAAUGACUGCCGCCCGUGGAGUAGAGGACAACUUUACCCUGACAUUGCAACAAGAAGCCUGGUUCAGCUGUUACAUGGACAGCAUCCGGUCAGUCUACCUGAAGAGCCAAGCAGUCGCAGGAUCCGAUCAGGACAGGUUUUUCUUGGGGAAGAACGGCACACCCCUGACCCAUGCCACCACAGUGAUCGAUCGCUUCUGCAGAAGGCAUGGACCGCUGGAGGAUGAGGGGAGCACGUCCACUGUCGUGUCUGGAAAACGCAAAGCCAGCAUGACAUGGGACAAUUUUCUGGACGAGUUCCCUAUUACUUUGCAUGGCGUUCCUCCCUCUCAGGAGGAGUCAAAAGCGAAGGGAUAUGAGGGGGGGCGUGUCUUCUACCACAAGUGGAGGGACAUGCAGAGGAAACUCAGGAUGGAUUACAUCCUUAUGGACCACCCACAUCAAAGGCCUUCAGAAGCAAGGGUGAGGUACCAGCUGCAAAGGGAAGGAUGGACUUCCAAUGCCCCCAAGUUGGAUGAAAUCUUGGCAUGCUGGAAAAGCAAGGGGGGGUCUGUCCUCGCAGACCCAAACAUAAUGCAGUCAGUCCUGGACCAGAAGUGGAAGGGCCUGGCCAUCAUAGACCUGGGACCACCAAAGGGAAAGGGCGUGGUGGCAACUAUGCCGUUCCAGGCUGGAGAUGUAGUCUGCGACUAUCACGGGGAGCUGGUCACAGAGGCAGAAGGAAGGCAAAGGCAGAGUCACGUACCAGAUGGUACUGACAUGUACUUUUUCUACUUUAGAAGCCACAGUGGUGCCAGGAUGUGCCUGGAUGCACAGAAAUUCCCCUGCCCCUGCCACCCGAGCAUUGACACUUUUGGCAGGAGGAUGAAUCACUCAAACAAGAACUUUAAUGUCAAGCCAGUGCGCUUAGCGUUGCCUUUUUCUGGAGGACUCAGGGACAGCAUGAUCUUUGUUGCCACUAGAAAUGUGACUGUAAAAGAGGAGCUCACGUGGGACUAUGGUGUCAGACCGUCGUCCUUUGGAGGGGAGGGAUGGAAUCUGGAAUGGCUGAACGAGUAGUAGACUAGAUGGAUAAGAAGCUUGUAACAUUUUUAUCCUUUUACUGUAAGGCAGAGUGAUUUUCUAUUUUGU